This is a messenger RNA of Hipposideros armiger (great roundleaf bat), 2133 nucleotides long. RefSeq names its product testis expressed 38 (gene TEX38). Bases 1571 to 2050 code for a protein of 159 amino acids. The record is from RefSeq and is a predicted model, not a curated record. The transcript has 3 exons. NCBI's taxonomy places the organism in Eukaryota, Metazoa, Chordata, Mammalia, Chiroptera, Hipposideridae.
UCACAAGAGCAGCUUCUCUUUACUGAGCGUUUCUAUGUCCAGGACACCACUUGCUUCACACACUGCAAGGCAGGUUUUUUCCUCAUUUUACAGAUGAAGAAACUGAGGCUGAGAGUCAUUCAGAGACUUGUCCUAGUUCUACUGAGGCCUGAACUGCUUUCAAGAUGUCAGCUGCCUCUCAAGCCCUGUCUCCCUCUGCUUCCUGACAUCCACCUUGAACUCUAGCCCAACUGAACCACUCUCCUCCCCAGAGACACCUGGAUUUGUCCUCACAGGUGUGAGCUCCUGGGGUCAGAGACAGUGACAUCAACAUCUCUGUGUGUCAUCUGCUCCCAGCACAGGGCAAGACCUGGAGCAGGCCCUCUGCAAUGGCACUGGUCAGUUUGCCUUCAUGCAAGUCCUUUCUGUCUGGGUCUUACCUGAUAGAAACCCUUCCUAAAUAGUAGUCUGCUCAGGGGCAGGGACAGAGCCUUCAACUCUGCUCAUUUCAGCCUGCACUCAUAGAUACUGGUCCUGGGCCGUGGCCUGGGAGUAAAGAGGCAGACUCUGAGAUUAGUAAGUCCUUCAAGUGUGCCAGCCUGUACCUGCCUCAGGACCCUUGCACUGGCUGAUCCUUCUGCUUGGAUUUGCACGUGGCUGCCUUCUCAUCAUUUAGGACUCAUUUCACAAGUCAGCGCCUCAAAAGGACCCCACAUCCCUUAUAAUCUUUAUCCCAUUACCUUAUUUUAUUCUCUUCAUAGCAAUUAUGGUUAUCUGAAAUUCUUGUUUAUUUCCUUGUUUAUAUUAAUUUAGGGAGCUUGCAUUCUAGUGGGGUGAGACACAAUAAAUAUAUAAUGUUAGGUGAUGAUACAUGCUAUUUAUGGAAAAAAUCCCCACAAAAACAGGCUAAGAGAGUAGAGAUAGGGGAUCCUUGAGCAGGACCUGAAGGAAAUGAGGGAAUGAUCUAUGUGGAUGUCUGGGGCAAGAGCCUUUCAGAUAGAAGGAAUGGCAAAUGCAAAGGCCCUGAUUCAGGACCAUGCUUGGCCUGUUUGUGGAAUAGCAAGGAGGUUAUUGUGUGAAGGAGGUAUGGGGCAGGUAGUUAGAUUGCUCAGGGCUUUGUAGGCCUUGGUUAAGGACUUUAAUUUGAAAUCUGAGUGAAAUGGGUAGUCACUGUAGUGUUUGAGCAGAGAAAUAACAUGACCUACUUUUUAAAAGGAUCAUUCUGGCUGCUGGUGGACAAUAGGGCAUGGGGAACAAGGAUGGAAGCUCUCCCAAGGGUCACAGAUUUGUCCUGGUUUACCUGGGACUUUCCCUGUUUUCAGCAUCAAGUCCUACAUCCUGGAAACCUCCUCAGUCCUUGGCAAACUGGAAUGGUUGAUCACCUAACAGGGAGACCAAUAAUCCAAGCGAGAGAUGGUGGUGCUUCAAAUGAGGUGAUAGUGAUAAAAAAAGUCGUCAGAUUCUGGUGUGGGUCUCACUGUACUUUGGAUUCCUGGGGCUGUGUUCUGUGGUAACCGGUGGGUGCAUUCUCUUUCUGCACCGGAGGAAGAACUUGCGGCGGGAAAAGCAUGCCCAGGAGUGGGUAGAAGUGAUGAGAGCCGCCACAUUCACCUACAGCCCGCUGCUGUACUGGAUUAACAAGCGAAGGCGCUAUGGCAUGAACACAGCCAUCAACACAGGCCCUCCCCUUCCUGUCACCAAGACUGAGACUGAAGUCCAGAGUUCAGAUCCUCUGGGGCAGUUGGACAGCUCUGAGAGGAGUCAUGCUGCCCAAGAGAGAAGCCCCAAUGUGGAGGCCCCAGUCCCCCUGCAACCUGCAUUGCAGCCGGUCCCACAGCAGCCCCUACUUUCUCCAAUGCUGCGGCCCCACGCCAGCUCCUCACUCCCAAUUCCCAUCUUUCAGGAGGUGCCCUUGGCCGUCUCCCUGUGUAACCUACCCCCAAUGCUGAAUCACUCGGUCUCCUACCCUUUGGCCACCUAUCCUGAAAGGAAUGUCCACUUCCAUUCCCUCCCCACUCUGGCCCAUGGGGACCACUGCUUCAAUGCCAAGCCUUUUGCUUCAGAAUUGUAGCCUCCUCUCACUGAAGGUGGAAGCUGGAGGUAUUGGGGCAAAGCAGGAAAUGGAGCUAAACUCAGGGAGGCGGUAUUGACACA